Protopterus annectens (West African lungfish) is the source of this 3998-nucleotide messenger RNA. RefSeq lists its product as uncharacterized. Bases 182 to 1180 code for a protein of 332 amino acids. Lineage: Eukaryota; Metazoa; Chordata; Ceratodontiformes; Protopteridae. The transcript has 8 exons. The record is from RefSeq and is a predicted model, not a curated record.
AUACCCAAAUGUUUAGAGAGCGUGAUGCAAUAGCGUUAGGACUAACGUUAGACUUCCAUUGACGUGUUGUUCCUACAGUUCAGGUCUUAAUUGGAUUACUUGGUUUAGUUCUUGUGUGGAUGGUAAUGGUUCUCUGUCAUUUCAUGUGUACUUUCAGAGUCUUGUGUUUUAUCUUUCUAUAAUGGUUUUCUCUGAGCUGGCUUCUCGUCUUAACGAUGUAGGUUACAAAAACUGGAUGAAGGCAGGUUAUUGUUUGCUGAAACUACGAAACGGACUGAAGGAAUUAGUUUCAGUGGAGAUGAGUGUUUUUCACCAAAACCUGAUUAAACAAAAUACUGUGUUAAGGGCAGGUUGUAUCGGAGGAUGUAAACCUAGGGGAAAGCAGUUUCAUCCAAACUGUUCAGUGUGCAGAGAAUGGAGGAAUGAAAUUCUGAGCCAUCACACAAACAGAAAUGGUGAAAUAAACUGGGGAAACUGCAGACCUUGGCUGUGGUCAUCUGAGCACUGGGAAGUUGCAAAGGCUUACAUGCCUCGCGGAUCAGCAGACAUCCAAGGACCAGACAAAUGUGAUGCAGCUGCUCUGCUUAACCUCAUUGGCUUCUGUGACCACUUCAGAUUCGUCAGCCAACAAAAAGUGAGAGAGGUGAUCAAAAGUCGCAAUGAGCUAAUGCAUUCUUCAGAAAUGAGUGUGUCAUCUGCCUGGAUAGACGAAUAUGCACUUAAAAUUCAUGAUCUACUGAAUGAAUUCAGAUGUGUUCCUGAAGUUAAAGAAGCAGCCAUUGAGAUAAAAAAGAUUCUAUCAUCUGACUGGGCAGUUGUUUUAUCAGGAAGAGAUGACGUAGAUGGCAUACCAAACAUGUCCAAUGAGGAUGAAGCAGUCCAAAUCAGUACAAUGGAAAUAGAGUUAUUAAAGGAGAAGUUACAGGAGAUACUGUUGGACAAACAAGAUGUUUUGUGCGAAGAGGAUAUAUCAAGAAUUGGAAAAUUCAGAUGCUUUCUAGAGGGCAGUAAAGAUCUAGGAAGUCAUUUUCAUGCUGCUAUACAAAGACUAUUGAACCUUGAGCAAAAAAAAGAACAUAAGCAUCAAAGAAGCAAUUCAAACGAUAUAGAAGCUGAGAAACACACUGAAGAUGAGAAAAGUGAAGAUCCACCAAGAAAAAAACAGAAAAACAGUGUUUAAGCCACGAUCCAGAAAAGUAAGGAUGCAAGUGAAGAGAACAUACAUGGGAAUCUAAUUUUGAAUGCAGUCAGCAUGAGUUGGCAAGAGCCAAGAAACCAAGAGCAGUGCAAAAUGAUGUUGACAGGAACACAGAAGAAGUAUUGUGCUAAGGACUACUAUAGGCUCAAGAAGCAGUCUUGGAAGGGACUCAUGUUACCGUUUCCAAAGCAACUACUCAGACUGAGUGUACACCUUGACUUAAAAUGGGAUCUAUAUGUUACCUACAAGUAUUGUAAAAGUUUCCCUACCUACCAAAAGAAAAUCUUUACUGAAAAUUUAAGGAUUACAAGUUGUAAUCUGCAAUACUCUUAGAUGGUGUCAUUUAACAUGCUGGCUAGGAUGAGAGGCAAACAGUAGCAAAAAGUUGCAGUAAAUAUUUAGAUGCAUUUUUAAAAUUUUUUUGAAGGCAUGAUGAUUUGACAUGUUGUUGGUGCUCAAAGUAAGAGGCAUAUUUCAUUAUGAUUAUGACCUGCAAUAAUUUGCAGUUUCGCCUCAUAUUUGAAUCAAUUUAAAAUUCAUGUCAUUUUAUUGGAUAAUUUGGCUGGGUAUUCUGAUUGGCUGUUCUUGGGGCAACCUGAAGCAAACUUUGUGUACUAGGUAUAAUCUCCUAUUAUCAGACACACAUCAUAAUACUUAAAAUGCUGUUAUUAAGGUUGUCUGCUGGCACAAAGUGAUUGAUGGUUUAUCUGACAUGCUUGUGCCCUGUGUUUGGUGGAAGAUGUUAUUAGAGAGUAACAUGAAUGGUUGUCCCAUCUAGGUUGGGUGUGGGUAGCAAUCUAGGUUCAGUGCAUUAGUACUAGCCUUUGAAGGCCUAGUUCUACACCAGCAGUAGUUUGGGUGACUGGCAGCCUUUAUUUAUCCAUUAAUGGGAAUAUGUAUAUGUUGUGCAAGUGUCAAGGCACAUUUACAUUCCAGGGUUGGGGGGUCCCUGAACUCAUAAAAAGUGAUGGUGGGUCCUAAUCCUUAAGUGCUGUGAUAGACUGAAAGGAGGGCAAUCACUUGUGCCAGCAAGGUCUAGCCCUGACCUACACUUACAGUUUAGGAUUGCACUGACCCCAGAGGAAUAUCAUAGGAAACAGGAAGGGAUCCACUAGAGAUGAAUAAUCAAGGGUAUAAUCAGUACUCUGGGAGGAUCACCAGAGGACUGGCAGGACAAGGACAUAUUAAGAAUGUAAUAAUUCAUUUUGAUAUCGCAGUAAGUUGACAUAUCUUUCCGUUACUUAAUAGCUUGCAUUGUCAUAGUAUAUUACUGAAGUCAGAUGAAUAUAGCAUAUGUAAGGCUCCUUUCAUAGUUGACCACUAUUACCAUUCAUAUUACUGUGUGACAGACUAAGUACUUGAUGCCUUUUUUUUUUACGUGUAACCACAAAAGCAGGAACUUUAAAAGAAACUGCAUUGCAGUAGACUCUUAAUAUUAUAUAUAUAUAUAUAUAUAUAUAUAUAAGUAAUCUUAAUUCUAGCUCUAUAUAAAUCUUGUUCAUUAACAUUUUUUAAUAUCUGAAAAUAUACUUUAGAAACAGGGUUGUCCAGUAGUCUUAAUAAUUGUGUUCUAAGUUAUUCACAGCAUUGUUGUUUUGUACUACAUUUCAGCUAUUAAUCUUGUGUUUUAUAAAAUACAGCAGUAACUUUGAUCACAGAAAAUUGUUAUGUUCUGUUUGUACUGCAAAAUAGGUUUAGAUCUCUUGAGCAGGUGUUUAUGACUCCAUUGGACUUAUGAAUGUGCAGUAGGACUGACAGGAUAAUUUCUGUUGAGGUUCUGUAUGCAAGACAGAGAUUACUCCUCAGUAGCCUGUAUGACACCAAGAAGAGGGACAAUGCUUUGAGAUGGUCUGGGAAGGUUUUAUGAUUUAGGCCCUUGAUUUUCUUAGUAAGAAAGAGUUGUGGGCAUUUGAGUGGUGUCAAAUGUUAGUUGUGGGCAUUUGAGUGGUGUCAAAUGUUUGGACAGGAACAUACUAAAGGGCGCCUUAUACUCUGUGAUCAGCCUGAUAAUUGUGGGAUACGAUGGAAUGAUCACAUCCCUAAACAUGAAUGCCAUGUCCAAAGUAAUAAGCUGUGCAGUGAAAAAGCACUUUCUUACAAUAGUGGAUACAUGGUGGUCAAAAGAUAGUUUAUCUACAUAUGUUCGCUUUUGUGUCUAGGACACAAUAAGAGUCUUCUUGGGUUCUGUUCAAGCAGCUUUAUUUUAUACAAACAUCACUAUAGAGACUUUAACUGAAGUAACUUGUAUACAAGCUAGCAACUGCAUUAUGCAUGCUCUCUCUCUGGCUGCUGCUUCAAAAUGGCACUAGAAUUUAUAUGUGCACAUACAGCCUCGCAUGCUUCUUAAAGAUAUAGCAUACACAUGUAUUAUGAGCUACAUCCUCCCUCUGAGAAAUAUAUCAUAUAAUUGUUAUGAAACCACUCGGCAUGCAAAAAUCACAGGUUAAUCUUUAGUCAUGCACUGUACAAUACUAAAUACACAUGUAUGUACAAUGAAGUCCACGUUGCAGCAUAUUUCACACUAGGCUUAGAUACUUAUCCAGAACAUGUGACAUAAAACUGGGAGUUAGAUUUAGCAGCUGGAACACUUUCUGCAAAAUGGCUGACCUGUGGAAUGUUCGAUCAUUUACUAGAGUGGAAUCAGAAUUUUGAACACAUUCUGGACUAGAAACAAUGUCUGAUUCACUAGGUUUAGAGUUUGCAUUAAAGAAACAAUGAUCUGAUGUUGUUAAUCUUCUUUCCAUUCAUCACUGAUUGGCUUGGUUCCGAGCCCUCGGAACUGAGUCUGCCUAUUACCAAG